UUCCGUUUCCUUACAACCUUAUCCGAACACUCCCAUCCCCUUUCAAUCCAAACAGAUAAAAAGAAGAAAAGCACAAGAAAAGAAGAUAAAAAUGGCUUCCUCAACGCUCUCGACUCUUUCUCUCCGUUCCCCUUCUUAUCCGCCACCUACUGCUUCCUCUCUUCUUUCCAAAACCCCUUCUCUCCAAUUCCCUCUCCGUUCCGCCGCCCCUCCUAACCUCGCCCACCGCACCAUCUUUCUCCGUCCUCCCAACGCAAUCGAAGCUCCCGAAAAGAUCGAAAAGCUCGGCGCCGAGAUCUCUAACCUAACCCUCGAAGAAGCUCGGACCCUUGUUGACUACCUCCAGGAGAAACUCGGUGUCUCCGCCGCUGCAUUCGCCCCUGCUGCCGUCGCGGUUGCUGCCCCUGAUGCAAGUGAUGCUGGAGCGACUGUCGUGGAGGAGAAGACGGAGUUCGAUGUUGUGAUUGAUGAGGUUCCUAGCAAUGCGAGGAUUGCGGUAAUUAAAGCGGUCAGGGCUCUGACGAGUUUGGCGCUGAAAGAAGCGAAGGAGCUGAUUGAAGGGUUACCCAAGAAGUUCAAGGAAGGGGUUUCGAAAGAGGAGGCUGAUGAUGCCAAGAAACAGCUUGAAGAAGCUGGAGCUAAAGUUUCUAUUGCUUAGAGAAUCUAAAUUUUCGACGGGUUAUAUUUUCGUGUCUAUUCUGUUUGUUGAAAUGCUCAAGUGAAUUUCUCCUUUA
Hibiscus syriacus is the source of this 734-nucleotide messenger RNA. RefSeq names its product 50S ribosomal protein L12, chloroplastic. NCBI's taxonomy places the organism in Eukaryota, Viridiplantae, Streptophyta, Magnoliopsida, Malvales, Malvaceae. The transcript has a single exon. Gene Ontology annotation, cellular component: ribosome. Gene Ontology annotation, biological process: translation. The record is from RefSeq and is a predicted model, not a curated record. The coding region runs from base 92 to 658 and encodes 188 amino acids. Gene Ontology annotation, molecular function: structural constituent of ribosome.